UUUGGCUUUGCGUAGCUUUAAUGCACAUUCAUCUGCUGGUUGUUCAGACACUUGGAAGUCGUAGUAGACUUGGGCAGCAAAAUUCACUAAAAUUUAUACUGAAGACUUUGACGAUCGAAUCUGAAGACCCGGUUAAGAUGGAUAAUGGAAAAAUCCGCGAUUUUGCCAAUGCGAAUGAGGGCGCAAUUGAGUCAAUCUCGACUGAUGGCAACACCGCGCGCACGUUUAAGUCAAAGAGCAUGGAUUCGAGGGCACCGUUAAAUGUGACACCAGGCACCGGGACUGCACUGAGCCCUCUGUCCAUAUGCGUCGAAGAUCUACCAGAUGAGCACCAGCAAGUGGAUGAGCAGGCCGAGGGCGGCAAUCAGCAGCCGUCUGGUGGUGAGUCAGAGCAGGCAGCUGCUCCAUCAGCUGCUGACAGCGGCCAGGGUCAGGCUCAGGAGCAGCCGAGCAAGAAGGGCUGCGACAAGUGUGGCAAGAAAUUUGGUCUGACCGGCGGAUUUCCUUGCCGUUGCGGUGGCACCUUUUGUGCAUUCCAUCGAUAUAGCGAUCGCCAUGAUUGCACCUUCGACUAUCGUGAAAUGGGUGCCAACGAGAUACGCCGCGAUAACCCAUUAAUUGUGCCUGAGAAGCUCCGCAAGCUUUAGUGAUAGAGCAACUGAACGCCGGCUUGGCCCUUCCGUAAAUUGCAGUUGUUAUUGUUCUAUUAUCAUUAACACAGUCUUUGGCAUGAGGCAUUCACCACCUAAGAGCACACACAGAAGGAACCGAGUGAGGGCAACAACAAACACAGAACACUCAUCGAAAUGAAACAUCGAAGGCAUAAUGCAUAUUCAAUCUUCAAGCUGUAGCUAUUAUGUAAACCUUUUACUACGAAUAAUCCAAGUGCCUCAAGUUAAGUUUAAAGAUAUUCUUACUUACAUUCUUAUUUUGCAAAUUACGGCCAACUGUUAGUUA
Molecule: messenger RNA, 957 nt
Organism: Drosophila arizonae
Lineage: Eukaryota; Metazoa; Arthropoda; Insecta; Diptera; Drosophilidae
Molecular function (GO): zinc ion binding
Source: RefSeq, a predicted model, not a curated record